Messenger RNA from Aureobasidium namibiae CBS 147.97, 855 nucleotides. RefSeq names its product hydrolase. The transcript has a single exon. Gene Ontology annotation, molecular function: catalytic activity. NCBI's taxonomy places the organism in Eukaryota, Fungi, Ascomycota, Dothideomycetes, Dothideales, Saccotheciaceae. Bases 1 to 855 code for a protein of 284 amino acids. The record is from RefSeq and is a predicted model, not a curated record.
AUGCAUUAUGUUCGCGCUGGCACAGGAUCCGAGGCGCUACUUCUGCUGCACGGGACUCCGAAGACGAGUUACUACUGGUAUAGAUUGAUUCCGCUGUUGACCGAGCAUUUUACAAUUGUUGCGCCUGACCUGCGAGGUUUUGGUUACUCCGACAAGCCGCCCGCAGCCGACGGGUACGAUUCCGCGACAAAUGUUCAGGAUGUUAGCGAGCUCAUGACCUUUCUCGGGAUCGAUAAAUUCCAUGUUCACGGCGAAGAUCGCGGAGCAGACUUUGCAUAUGCUCUUGCAGCUACAUGCCGCGACCGUGUCAAAAGCUUGUCGUUCUGUGAGAUGAUGGUUUCCGGUUUCGGGCUCGAGGAGACAUCCUACUGGACUGAAGAAAACGUGACAGCUCAAUACCGUCAGAAGGGUAUCUGGUGUUGGCACCUUGGCCUCUUUUCGAUCCCUCACGUCCCUGAGAUGCUCAUCCAGGGUCACGAGCAUGAGUUCUGGGAGAUGUUCAUGAGACAAGAAUGCUACAACCCGACUGCGAUCGAGUCGACAGCACUGGCGCACUGGGUCAGCUGUUCAAUGCAACCAGGCGGUCUCAGAGGCAUACUGGAGACCUAUCGCGCAGGUUUCACGAAUGCAGCACAUCAUCGCGCUUUGCUCAAAAAGGGAGGCAAGCUCCAUGUAAGGACAAUGACGAUUGGCGCUCCAGAAUUUUUUGGGCCUCUGGUUGAAGAAAGCAUCCUUCGGCUUGCGGAAAAAGUGCACAGAUCAGAGAUCUUCGAAGAAUGUGGCCACAGUCUUGCGCUCGAGAAGCCCGAGAGGCUUGCUCAAAGUCUAACGGAAUUUAUGCUGGGAGACGAUUGA